This is a messenger RNA of Guillardia theta CCMP2712, 626 nucleotides long. RefSeq lists its product as hypothetical. The coding region runs from base 142 to 525 and encodes 127 amino acids. Lineage: Eukaryota; Cryptophyceae; Pyrenomonadales; Geminigeraceae. The transcript is spliced from 5 exons. The record is from RefSeq and is a predicted model, not a curated record.
CUGACUCCGCUAAAGGGAAUCAAUGUGACCUGCCACUUUGAAGAAUCCUUCUCUUUGCCCUCUCCAAAUGUCUCAUACGAUUCUUCGCUGGUGGGCGGAUUGAAGUUCAGUAAGAUUCCCGUGCCUUUAACGCAGUGCUCUAUGAACUGCGAUGUACAUGCUUUGGGGGAUGGAUCUAGAGGGGUUGGGGUGUAUAGAGCGAUCAGGUGCGUAUUCAACCGACUCUGUCUGUGGCCCUUACGAUGUAGCAGGUGGACGCCAAAGAAAGGCCAGGAAGGGAAGGACUAUAGCCUCUGCUUCCGAGCAGUGGACACAAAGAACAUUUCUGCCGUCGCAUCUUUCAAAUGCUUCAACAUUCGGGUUGUCAAAUGUAAGUACUGCGCUCUCCCGGGCGACAGUUACACAUCACUGGCCAAGUUAUUCUUCACAGACUGGUUCCAGAUCUGGUCGUCCAAUCCGAACCUCGGAGGGAAUCCUGAUGCCAUUGCACCAGGCAGACGCGCUGGGAUCUUGUGCACAGACUGAUUCUCGUAGCAGGGAGCGUGGUGAACCUGGGAGGUCUGUACGCGCCUCCAAAGUCAAUCCCAAUUAGCCAGGUAUGACAAUAGAUGGGGACGAAAGAAAAU